AUGAAUCGGCGUGAAUUUCUGAUCGGGGCAGGUAUUGCCGCAGGCAGCGGCCUGACUGCAGCUGCGAUGAUACCCGGCAAACUCGAAGCCGGAUUGCAACUUGCGCAAAACGCGAUUGAAAGUCACGACGAGCCACUGGUCAGGAUUACUUUUCAACGGGAUCUUGAGCAGGCCGAGCCCUGGGCGGAAAAACUGAUAACAGCCGCCGAAGACCAGAUCGGAGUAACGCUGAUCUACGACCCGGCUUAUGUUGGACUGGGUUUUCCCAAUGGUGACCUGCCGCGCGAACGUGGCGUUUGCACCGACGUCAUCGUCCGGGCCUAUCGCGAUGCCUUCGGUUUCGACCUUCAAAAAGAGGUCAAUCGCGAUAUGAAAUCGCACUUCAGGGCCUAUCCGAAGAUGUGGGGCCUCAGGCGCCCGGAUCGGAACAUCGAUCACAGACGGGUCCCGAACCUGCAGACCUUUUUCAAAAGACAGGACGCUGCGCUCCCGGUCAGCAACCGCGCGUCAGACUAUCUGCCCGGAGACGUUGUCUCGCAGAUGCUGCCUGGCAACCUGCCGCAUAUUGCGAUCGUCUCGCACUACCGCUCACAGGAUGGCAACCGUCAGCUUGUCAUACACAACAUCGGUGCCGGUACCCGCCUGGAAGACAGGUUGCUCGAAUUCCCGAUCACCGGCCGUUACCGUUUCAAGCCGGGUGUCAGCAGCUGA
Effrenium voratum is the source of this 711-nucleotide messenger RNA. Lineage: Eukaryota; Dinophyceae; Suessiales; Symbiodiniaceae. The record is from the annotation of a GenBank genome assembly.